AGACUUCUUAUCGUAUUCUGCUUUAUUUGAAUGUCUCUUGCCUACCGGUACUUGGUUGAAAAGCAUGUUUAAAGAACAUCACUCAGUCAAAUGCGAAUAAUUAUACUGUAGUUAAAAAAAGCCACCAUGCCACUCCGUGCACCUACUGUAAAGCAAAAUUUUGACUUUGCGACUGUACAACGUAGAAGAAAACUUACAUCCCCGAAAUCACGGGAUAAGGAAGCAUGCAGAGUUCUGAAGAAAGUUUUGGCACGAACAGGAGGCUGUAUCACAGAGGUGAAACAAGCGGAUGAAACUGAAGACGCGGAAAAAUUAUUUGGUCUCGAUUUUUCAAAUCGUGGUUUGUCUUCACUUCCAGUCGAACUAUUUGAAGAUGAAUUUUUGUAUGAAAAAUGUCAAAAGCACCUCGCAACCAUCGAUGUAUCUGAGAAUGAAUUGACAUCAUUAGAUGCUGAAAUAUGUGAUUUUACGAACCUGACUCAUAUAAACUGUUGCAAGAACAAAUUAACGUCACUUCCAUCAGGCUUAUCGAGAUUGAAUCUACUAGAACAUCUGAAAGCAUCUGAUAAUAGAUUAUCUGGGCUCCCAAAAGCAAUUCAUCUUUGUCGAUCGUUGACGAUCAUACAUGCUGAUCACAACAGACUGAAAAGUGUGCCUACAAAUAUUGGGACAACUCCACAGCUGAAGUUACUUCAACUCUCAAACAAUAAUCUCAAAUAUUUGCCGAAGUCUGUGUAUCAGAUUGAAAAGAUUUUAAAUGUCAGUUGCAAUGAUCUUUCACAUUUACCAGAACCGGAAACGAAAAAGUCAAAGAUCAACGGUCAAAGAUUACGAAGUUUGGAAGCGGCAAAUAACAAGAUUGACAAUAUACCAGAAUACAUUGGAAACGUUCCCUGGUUGCAGUCUAUAAACCUUAGCUCAAAUGAAAUCGCUGAAAUACCACCUGGAAUCGGUCAACUUCGGUAUCUCAUUAAUCUCGACAUUUGUGAGAAUCUUAUUCAAAGUUUGCCUGAAAGCAUCGGGGCUCUAGAAAACCUACGUACUCUGGACCUGCGCAACAAUCGAAUUACAAGGCUGCCAGAAUCGAUGUCACGCUUAACUAAACUUGUCACACUUGAUUGCGCAGGAAAUCAGAUUGAAAAUAUUCCGUCCGAAAUUAAAGAGAUUAAAACCUUGCAGAGCGUCGACUUCUCAGGAAAUCAAAUCCGUUCCGUCCCAGAAUUUCGAGAAAUGCCUAGACUGAUUACAGUCGAUAUUUCACGAAAUAACGUCGAAGAAAUAUCAGAAUUUGGGGAAAUGUCUAUGCUGGCAAAUCUCAAUCUUUCUGAUAACCAAUUGAAAACGUUACCGGGAUCGAUCGGGAAUCUAAAAGGACUUGAAAAUCUCAGAAUAUCUGACAAUAAGCUAGAGGAACUCCCGAAAGAGAUUGGACAGCUCAGGUGCAUAUGCUUACUGGAUGUCAGCAACAACGAACUUGAGACUUUGACAACUCAAAUCCGGAAGCUUCGUAAAUUGAAGACUCUUAAAAUCGGACAUAACCAUCUCAGUUCUCUUCCACAACCUCUUGGAUUCAUGCACGGAUUGCGAGAUACUGAUAUUGCUGAAAACGAGUUGACUUCUAUCGUUGGAAAUGGUCCUAUGCCUCGUGGUAUGAAACAAUUUACUGCAAAGGGAAAUAAUUUCGGAGGUUCAAUACCAGCGAAAUUUUUCAACGAGCUUCGUGUUUUAACGUAUCUGGAUUUGUCGGACUCCAGUUUGGUAGAGUUGCCUGACAGUGUCGGUAAACUGCGAUGGUUAAAAGAGCUUAAUUUGUCGAGGAAUAAAUUGAAAAACAUCCCGGAAACUUCGGAGCAUCUUCAUGAGUUGAGAACGCUUGAUCUUUCCAAUAACGAAGUAGAAAAAUUGCCAGAAAAUGUCGAAAAGUGGCGACAUCUUUUAGAGCUCGAUGUAUCGGAAAAUAGAUUGACUGAACUUCCAGAGAAAAUGUGUGAAGUACCGAGGUUAGAAAAACUCAUCGUUUCAUCUAACGAUUUAACAAAUGUUGAUCCAAGGUUAUUCACGAUGCAUACUAUAAAGGUUGUUCGUCUUGACAACAAUCAAUUGGAAGACAUUCCUAAACCUGCUGAAACAACUCGUAGUUUGACCGAUCUUGAUGUUUCUGGGAAUAAUCUGGGUGAAAUCAUGAAAGAGUUUGAUGGAAAUGCUGGACUUCUCUCUUCAGUUUCUCAUUUAAAUUGCUCUAAAAAUCGAAUCAAAUCUUUGCCACCAGAUAUUCAUAAAAUGAAGAAAAUGCAAGUUCUGAAAUUCUCAGGAAAUAAGGUCGAGAAAUUACCAAAAGAAAUCGAGAGAUUGAGAUCUUUGAGAGAGUUGGAUUUGUCUUUCAAUUAUAUUAAAUCUGUACCUGUUGGAUUAUCAAAAUGCAGAAGCUUGACAAGCAUUGAUGUCAGAGGCAACAAUAUCAUGCAAUUCCCGACCGCUAUUUUCAAGAUGAAGAAGCUUGUUACACUCCGUGCCGAUGACAAUCCUCUCACCACGCCAGUUCCGGAUAAAUUCAAACCGAGUAAAGUACGAAGAGACUCCAAAACCGGAGAACCAAUGGAAGAGGAAGAAGAAAUGGUCGAAGUCGAUAUCAGCACUCUGCCUAUUGAAAAAAGAUUGCAGUAUGUCGGAAAGACGAAAGUCAUUAGACUUCCAAAAUCAGUGUUGGCACAGAACGACAUACCCAUGCCACAAACUGUCGUUCCGACUCCUGUUCCCGUGGUAUGUGACGUCACAAACGAAAGGGGUGAUUCUCCUGUAAGAUCUGAUGUUGCAGACAAGGCUUCAGUAUUGAGCAGUGGAAAAGUCAAACGAAAGAAGAAAACUAGCGAUGAUGAAAAGGUUUUGGGAGAAUGUCCUCCCACCGCUUCUCUAUCUGCACCCAAUACUUCCACAACGAAGACUAAGAAAAAGCGUGGAACAUUACGUAUGUCAAGUGUAUCAACAACAAACAGUGGUCUUGAUUUGGAAGAAGAGGGAAUGACGCGAAUCAACAAUUUCGAUGACGUUAUUACCGCCAUGUCUGUUCAAUCCGCCGGUGACGGGUCGGAUAAAGGAUCUGUACAGUUUGGUACAUCACCAAGAAUCUCGCGUCGUGCAACAAAAAAUGGGAAGAAGAAGGCAAAAUCGUUGCGCGGAGAAUCCCGUUUAUCUAAAGCAGAUAUGCUUCUAGAAAAGGCGACUACAAAACCCAAGACCGUGGACGUUAUCGACGUAAUGGAGGAGAGAGCAAAAGUUAAAACUAACGGCACAAUAGCAUCAACUGGAGCGUCACAUAUUGGCGGAGACGUGGAGCAUUCUAUGCUGGUUCCAACACUGAACUACACUAAAGAAUCUAUCUGUCCCAUAAAGGCGAUAAGUACAAGCAGUGUUGAUGGCAUGGCCUCGCAGCAGAACAUGACAAUCAAUGCUUGACUGUGAAUAUUAUUCUGCUUGUAAUAUACUCAUGUACAUUUUUCUCAAUUUUGUCCGGCUCCGAAUCAACUGGAACAAUUCUGUAUCCUUUUCGUUUAACAUUGUGACUUAUUUAGUCACUAUGUAUUCCCAUAUUUUUACUCUUAGAUUUGCCAUGAAUAGGAACUUAAAUAAUCUUCACUAUAGUACCGAUCGUCUGAAUUUUUGUACAGUAAUUUGUGGAUGUUUUCCGUCCGAUAUUUCUUCUGUUUCAAUCCUAUCCAAUAUGAUAUUCAUGUCGGGAAAUUGCAAACAACAGUUUGUUGCAUUAUAAAGACGAGUUGAGUUCGAUGAUUUAUAGCGAAUUCAAAGACGAUGCGCUUAUUGCUUUACUUACAACUUUUUACUUGAUUGUAACUGAAUGUUAAUAUCUACCGUUUCCGUCCUUUUUCAUAAAUAUAUUUUUU
Molecule: messenger RNA, 3899 nt
Organism: Styela clava
Lineage: Eukaryota; Metazoa; Chordata; Ascidiacea; Stolidobranchia; Styelidae
Cellular component (GO): cytoplasm
Molecular function (GO): protein binding
Source: RefSeq, a predicted model, not a curated record